GUCUGAAUGAGCAACAUCCUCGUCCUGCCACGGGCUCGCGUUCUUGAGGAAUUCGUCAUCAAUGAAAGUGAAGGAAGACUAAACAGGAGAGGAGAAACGCCAGAAUGCCGGCGGGUCAGAGGAGACAGACGACUCCUUAAUGGGGUAUGUUGUCCUCCUGAUUGGGUGAUGAACGCAGGGAAGGAACCACAUGUUGCUGAAGGAGUAACAGAAGUUUUCUGUCUACACAACGUGCUCUUCAGCAAAGCGGGAGGCUCUUACUUGGGAGACUGACAGCUGACAGUGGAUAAGCUCCUGACGGUUCACACUGCAGUCCUGCCUGCUGAAGGAAAUCUCAGAUACGAUUUCCAUGAAGAAGAUCCUGAGCCAGAAACCAGCAACAGCGAAUGCUAUGGACAUCCUCAGCGCUGUAGAUUUCUCCUUCACAUAGCAUUUCGAGUGGAUCGCUGCAUCAUUUUUGAACUUCCAGACGGUUCUUCCCAAAAGCGGCCAUGAGCGGAAGGAGCUCAGAUUGAAACAGGCGACAGGGAAAGACAUCAGAUGAUGGGGGCACCAGGCGGGCCAGUUCUGGGUGGGUUUAGCUCCACCACAUCCUCCCUAGACCUCGUUGGCUGGAUGAUCUGGCCUGGGAACACCACAGUCAGCCUGAACCAAAGCUUCUUUGGGACAGACUACAGCUUCAAUCUGUCGUCCUCCUCUUCGUCUUCUCCUCAUGGGGUGAAAAGGGAGGAGAUGAAGGAGAAGAAUUGGCCGGCCCUGCUGAUUCUAGUGAUUAUCAUUCUGACCAUAGGAGGGAAUAUUUUGGUUAUUUUGGCCGUGUCACUGGAGAAAAAGCUGCAAAAUGCAACAAACUUCUUCCUCCGCUCCCUCGCAGUGGCAGACAUGCUGGUUGGCAUCUUGGUUAUGCCGAUAUCUCUCAUAAACAUAUUAUAUGAUUAUGCCUGGCCACUGCCCAGCGCUCUCUGUCCUAUUUGGAUAUACCUGGAUGUGCUUUUCUCGACUGCUUCCAUCAUGCACCUGUGUGCCAUUUCUCUCGACCGCUACGUGGCCAUACGGAAUCCAAUUGAGCACAGUCGCUUCAACUCCCGCACCAAGGCCAUGCUGAAGAUCGCUGCCGUUUGGACCAUUUCCAUAGGUAUCUCAAUGCCCAUUCCAGUGAUUGGGCUGAGUAACAGGGAAAAGGUCUUGAAGAAUGGCAUCUGUGCUCUAAACGAGGAACUCUUCAUACUGGUUGGCUCUUUUGUUGCCUUCUUUAUUCCUCUGGUCAUCAUGGUGGUCACAUACUGUCUCACCGUCCAAGCACUUCAACGCCAGGCCACAGUCUUCCUCUAUGAGGGCAAAGCUUCUUCCCAGCAGCCUUUGCAGCCUCCAGCUCCACCUUCUUCCCAGUUGGUCCCACCACUGGCUCCAUCCCGUCGCAGCAGUCUGAACUGCUUGCGGAUCAGCAGCAGCGAUGGAAAUACACUUGGUUUGACCGUGCCCCCAGACACUAUCUCAAUAAUCCCAAGUUCAGAAGCGCCAUCCCAAAUGAAUUCACCCGCAGGACGGGACCCAGGUGGAGCUCAUGGACGACGGGGGAUGAUGCAGGCCAUCAAGAAUGAGCGGCGAGCAUCCAAAGUGUUGGGUGUAGUGUUCUUCCUCUUCCUAUUCAUGUGGUGUCCCUUUUUCAUCACUAACGUACUGUACGUCCUGUGCCAUAGAACCUGUAAGGAAACUCUACUCACGGAACUGCUCAACGUGUUUGUUUGGGUGGGUUACAUCUCAUCAGGGGUCAACCCUUUAGUGUACACUUUGUUUAACAAGACCUACCGAAGGGCGUUUUCAAACUAUAUGCACUGCCAAUACAGACACGUAGGGCUUAAACCCAUCACUAUAAACGCUCCAUGUCCAUCCCAUGCGGUAGUCACACCCAUUCUGAUCUGUGAAAAAGUUUCCAUUGACCGCAAUAGUAACUGCCGCAAUGGGGAUGGCAAUGGAAUUCGAAAUCUGGAGACUCUUGAUAUAGACACUGACACCGGACUGGAGCUGAAACCUGGAAUAUCAGAGAUCUCCAUAAGCAGCGGUCACAGCCACACAGAACACACCAGCAGUGUCUGAAAACAGGACAGGGAGUUACCAAGCUCUAAGUGUGGAGAUGCUGUGCCCAUGAAAAAAAACGUUACUCUGAUGAGCUGUCUCCUCAACCUCAACUGUAACACAGCAUAGAAUGUAUGCUGAAUUAGCUCCAGAAACAAUAAUCUGACUGAGGUCAGAAAAGUGAGGGGAAUGUUACAUGAAUGAGUGUGUGUUUGUUUGUGUUAACAGGUUCAGAUGUUUGAAUGCCAUUAAGUAAUGCAUGAUCAUCCAGUUUCUAAUUAAAGCAGCAUUGGACAUUAUGAGACUGCAGUCCACGCAAGAUAGAGUCAUAGCGUCCUCUUGUGGUCGAUCGAGUAAUUACAAAACAAUCUAGUGUGAAUCCAAAAAGGCACCGUCAUCCAAGCUAGUUGCAUUACAAUGGAUGAAGCUAUGCUGUCUACAUACACUUGCAAAUCAGACCAUUCUUUGUGUAACUUGUAAACAUAUUCAGUGCUAUAUGCUGAAUCCUUUGAGUUGCAGUGAAACAAUAAUACAAUUGGGUCAUAAUGUAUGUCAUCCUCUAACAAUGCAGAGGAAAUGACUGCAGUUCUUUCCUUCGACCCAGCAAUCUGGACUAAAUUAAAUUAGACAAUAGGGUGAAUGUCAUACCUAUCUUAAAACUUCAAUACAAACAUUCAAAAAUACUUAAGACACAACAAAUAUGGCUUCGGUUUUGCGUUUUAAUGCUGUCCAAAUUCAGGGCUUUAUUUUUCUUCAGUUUUUAUUGUUCAAGGACCACCCAGAGGCCAUCUGAUUGACAUGUACAGAAACCAAUCCCAGUUUAUUUUGUACAGCGUCAUUUUAGGGAUGUGAAAAUGGCAAGGUCCCUACAACAGUAGUACAAUUAUAAUGAGUCUAUGCCUAAACUACUCCUUUGAAAACCCUAGGUUUAGUUGUACUGGUAAGUUAUAAUUGUCACAGAUAUAAACACAAUGGCUUUCCAUAUGAAGAGGUAUGCCAUUAUGAUGGCUUUUUUUUCCAAUUGAACAGUUAAAGAAUGAGAUCCUAUAGAUUUCAUCUAAUCAGUUGAUGAUUUCAAAAUUCUUUCCAGUUUUGUUUGCCAUAAUCAGCAGAUAUGCCAGCAAUCCAUGGGUGGUCCAAACUGCUUCUCAAGGAUAGUUUUCAGCAGGUAUUGAAGUAAUUCAGCUCUCCUGUGAAUGUAAGAUUGGUUGUGUGCUGCCUCAUCAAUUGGUCAUGACAGAGUGAGAGAAGAAGCAAAAUUGCACAAACGAUAUGAGUACUAAAAUCAUUUACUUUAUAUGGACAUUUAUUUGGUGUCCAUGGCAACAGAUGUUGGUCUGCAAGACCGAAACUGGUCAUUUGAGGAUGUCUAUGAACAUACGAUGUAAAAAGCUGUAAAUUCUUGCUGUUUUUCUGUGUAGAGCCUUAGAAUUUCUCCUCUAUCACCUGCCCUUGUUCAAAAUCCAUUUUUAUACCAUAGCCUGUGAAUGUUUACCAGAUCCUUUUUUGUUUAAACAAGACAUAUCCUUGCAAUGCCAUCUUUUUGUGAAGCUGCUAUUUAUUUAAUAAAAG
Danio aesculapii is the source of this 3648-nucleotide messenger RNA. It is a transcript of the gene htr2cl1, whose product is annotated as 5-hydroxytryptamine (serotonin) receptor 2C, G protein-coupled-like 1. The coding region runs from base 541 to 2097 and encodes 518 amino acids. Lineage: Eukaryota; Metazoa; Chordata; Actinopteri; Cypriniformes; Danionidae. Gene Ontology annotation, biological process: G protein-coupled receptor signaling pathway, coupled to cyclic nucleotide second messenger; chemical synaptic transmission. The transcript is spliced from 6 exons. Gene Ontology annotation, cellular component: plasma membrane; dendrite. Gene Ontology annotation, molecular function: G protein-coupled serotonin receptor activity; neurotransmitter receptor activity. The record is from RefSeq and is a predicted model, not a curated record.